Lachancea nothofagi CBS 11611 is the source of this 1227-nucleotide messenger RNA. The record is from the annotation of a GenBank genome assembly. Lineage: Eukaryota; Fungi; Ascomycota; Saccharomycetes; Saccharomycetales; Saccharomycetaceae.
AUGGCUGACGACGAAUCUAAAGUCAUUGAGACAAGCCUCAGCAACGUUCCUAAUUAUGAAGUGGCAGAUUCUGCGUUUAUACUUUCAGAGCCCAGACUUAAGGACCAGCAUGAAACUAGCCUAAAGUUUGUGCUUGAGAAAGUCCAACAAGAGGCCAUGGCACCAUUCUACAAGUACCUCUACGACGACUACUUGCCAAAGGGCACUUUCCAAUGGGACGAGUCGUUUUACAAGUCGCUUCUCGAUCGCAACCAACAGGAAAUCACUGAGCUGAAGGAACGCAUCCAGGAAGUUGAAGACAAAGAUGAAGGAGAAUUGGAGAAAGCACAAGCAUGGGUCAAACUCGGAGAGUACUAUGCGCAAAUUGGUGAUAAGACGAACGCGGAAGAGACUUUGGCGAAGGCGCUCGACAAAGCUGUCUCCACAGGCUCCAAGAUUGACAUCAUGCUCACUAUAACAAGGCUAGGAUUUUUCUACAACGACCAGGAGUUCGUGAAGGAGAAACUGGAGCAGACCAACAGCAUGAUCGAGAAGGGCGGUGACUGGGAAAGAAGAAACAGAUACAAAACUUACAAAGGUGUACAUUCAUUGGCCAUUCGGGAUUUUAAAGAAGCGGCCGAUCUUUUGGUUGAUUCCUUGGCCACUUUCACGUCUUCCGAACUUACGUCAUACGAAAACAUAGCAACCUACGCCUCUGUAGCCGGUCUAUUCGCGCUAGAGAGAACAGAAUUGAAGGACAAGAUUGUUGACUCACCUGAGGUUUUAUCCCUGAUGGGCAGCACUAAAGCACUACAGUCAAUAUCCUCGCUGACUAUAUCGCUAUACACUUCCGAGUAUUCCAGUUAUUUCCCAUACCUUUUGGAAACUUACGAAACUGUCUUGAUGCCAUCCAAAUAUCUGAACAAACACGCGGAUUUUUUUGUGCGUGAAAUGCGGCGCAAAGUAUACGCGCAGUUACUGGAGUCUUACAAGACUCUCUCGAUCAAAACCAUGGCCAGCGCCUUUGGUGUAUCUGUUGACUUCCUAGACAAGGAUUUGGGCAAGUUUAUCCCUAACAAACAACUAAACUGUGUUAUUGACAGGGUCAACGGCAUUGUUGAAACCAACAGACCGGAUAACAAAAAUGUACAAUACCAUCUGCUGAUAAAACAAGGUGAUGGGUUGCUCACCAAGUUGCAGAAGUACGGUACCGCGGUUAGACUCACUGGUGCCGACCGCGUGGUAUAG